Messenger RNA from Cuscuta campestris, 1755 nucleotides. NCBI's taxonomy places the organism in Eukaryota, Viridiplantae, Streptophyta, Magnoliopsida, Solanales, Convolvulaceae. The record is from the annotation of a GenBank genome assembly.
AUUUCAACUUCUCUUUCACAGUCCUAUCCUCGCUGCACUCCUAUCCUCGUUGCAGGUCUUAUACGGAAACCCCGUGAUCGAAUGACAAUAAAGAUUGCACCUUUUCCCCCCCAACCCUAACCCUAGCCAUCGUCUUCCACAAGAAAAUCUUGGCCAGAAAUUUCCCGGUUCUCCUCGGCGCAGGAGAAAUCCGCAGUGGGUAUCGCUUGAAUCUCCCAAGAUUUACGAAGGGUGCUGUCCCAAAUGAAGCACAUUGACGAUGUGUCGUCGUCCUCCCCUGGGAAGUUGAAGGAGAAGUCUCAUUACAGCAGGGUUAGACUCCAUUCUUCCAUUGCCAAGCUCACUUUUUGGUCCUUUGUGUUCUUGGCUCUGAUCUAUGUCUUCUUCAGAGACCCUUCUUCUACUGCUACUUCUGCCCCUGCAAAAUCCGAUCUUUACAGGAGGUCUCUCAGAACCAGCUUCAAUGGUGGCCCAGCUUGGGAGAGGAGAGUUAGAGCCUCUGCAAAGGCCAGUUCAAGAAGCGGCAUUACGGUUCUGGUCACAGGUGCUGCCGGAUUUGUUGGGACCCAUGUCUCUGUUGCCCUCAAACGACGUGGCGAUGGCGUUUUGGGGAUUGACAGUUUCAAUGACUAUUACGAGCAAUCCUUGAAAAGGGCCCGUCAGGAUCUUCUAGACCGCUCCGGUGUUUACAUAGUGGAGGGAGACAUCAAUGACUACAAGCUCUUGAAGAAGCUUUUCGGAAUUGUUCGGUUCACCCAUGUGAUGCAUUUGGCCGCGCAAGCAGGUGUGCGAUACGCCAUGAAGAACCCUGGCUCGUACGUCCAUAGCAACAUAGCAGGCUUUGUCAGCCUUCUUGAGGCUUGCAAGAAUGCCAAUCCUCAACCUUCUGUGGUGUGGGCAUCUUCAAGUUCUGUCUAUGGGUUGAACAAAAAGGUUCCUUUUUCGGAGAGGGAUAGGACAGAUCAGCCUGCAAGUCUCUAUGCUGCCACUAAGAAGGCUGGGGAGGAAAUUGCCCACACUUAUAACCAUAUCUUCGGGCUUUCUUUAACUGGAUUGAGGUUUUUCACUGUUUACGGACCUUGGGGAAGACCAGACAUGGCCUACUACUUCUUCACAAGGGACAUUCUGAAAGGAAAAAGAAUUCUUGUAUUCGAAGGGCCUAAUCACUCGACUGUCGCUAGAGAUUUCACCUACAUCGAUGACAUAGUCAAGGGCUGUUUGGCUGCAUUGGAUACUUCUGAGAAGAGUACCGGUAGUGGUGGUAAGAAAACCGGUCCAGCACAGCUGCGGGUGUUCAAUCUUGGAAAUACCUCUCCUGUUCCGGUGUCUGAGCUUGUGAGGAUCUUGGAGAGAUUGCUGAAGGUGAAGGCGAAUAAGAUAAUGAUGAAGAUGCCGAGAAACGGAGAUGUUCUUUACACCCAUGCUAAUAUCAGUUCUGCAGAGAGGGAGCUUGGGUAUAAGCCCUCAACUGAUCUCCAAACAGGGCUGAAGAAAUUUGUGAGAUGGUACCUUAGUUACUAUGGCAAUGGCAAAAGGAGUUCCCACUGAUAAGUUAUUCUUUGGACUGUGGUAAGGCCUUGUAAUUUUUCUUGGUUGGUUUAUUCUUAUUAGUAUACCAUGAUUUUUAACCCACGCUCUUCGUCCCCCUACGUUAUGAUGGCUUUAUUUUAUUAAUUAGUGAUAUAUGCCAUAAAUUAGAGCAGAUACAAUUUUAUGUAUCUAAUGGAAGGUUUCAAGUCAUAACUGUCAUUUUGU